Cladocopium goreaui is the source of this 750-nucleotide messenger RNA. NCBI's taxonomy places the organism in Eukaryota, Dinophyceae, Suessiales, Symbiodiniaceae. The record is from the annotation of a GenBank genome assembly.
GCCGCAGGUCGAAGUGGUCGUCGUUUCGCUUUGCGACGUUGCUGUGUGCUGGCAGUGGCAGUGGUGCUCCAAUGGCAGGUGGGAUUUUCAAUGUUCCCCGGAGGAGGCCGCCGUUGGUGGUUGGCCGCCACUGCAGCACCUUUCCUAUCGACUGCGGCAUGGGCGGAGGAAAGCUCUUCGGUCAGAUCCUACAAGAAGGUGAAUUCAGUGAUCAAUUCCUACACGGAGAACGCCGGCGUGGCGGGGCAGAACAAUCAGCAGGUGGCCUCCUAUGCGGAUCUCGGCGAGGGGCUGAAAGCUGCCACCAUCUACAAACCGAAGUUUGCAGAGGGAGACCCGGAGGCCACCCGGAAAGUGGCCAAUGGAGACAUGGUCACAGUGGAUUUGAUCGGAUAUUUGACGGGCUGGAACGGCAACAUUUUCGUCCGGACACAGGACAAGAGUGGCUACUCUGAAAAGCCCGUGACCUUCCGUGUAGGUCGAGGGGAUGCCAUUCCUGGUCUGGACCGUGGGGUGGUGGGGAUGCUGAAAGGCGAAAAACGUCGCUUGGUCAUUCCACCUGCCCUGGGGUAUCCACGGCCGUGCUCCGAAGACCAGCUGGGCAAGCCGGGCGCGAUCCCUGAUCCACGGGAGUCUGCUUCAGGCUCUGGGGAUCCCUGGGAACUACGAAAUCGCCUGCUGAAUGGGGUGUUGAACAACGCCCGGGACGAUACGCUGGUCAUUGAUGUGAAGAUCAACCGCAUCGCUUGA